Messenger RNA from Melanotaenia boesemani (Boeseman's rainbowfish), 2569 nucleotides. It is a transcript of the gene kctd13, whose product is annotated as potassium channel tetramerization domain containing 13. Gene Ontology annotation, cellular component: Cul3-RING ubiquitin ligase complex. The transcript has 7 exons. Gene Ontology annotation, biological process: protein ubiquitination; proteasome-mediated ubiquitin-dependent protein catabolic process; negative regulation of Rho protein signal transduction. The record is from RefSeq and is a predicted model, not a curated record. Lineage: Eukaryota; Metazoa; Chordata; Actinopteri; Atheriniformes; Melanotaeniidae. Gene Ontology annotation, molecular function: protein binding; ubiquitin-protein transferase activity. The coding region runs from base 382 to 1377 and encodes 331 amino acids.
UUCGCUUCCGAGUGACCUAUUUAGCUUCUCACUUUAGCAUCGCCUAAUAGUCUGUUUGUAACAAUGGAGUUUUCAGUUCUUAAUGUUACAGUUCUCAUUGUUUGAUGGGUACAAUUAGUUUUCUCUUGUCAUACAAUAAGCGGUACAAAGCAAAUAAGAUUUUCUAGCUUCAAGCAUUUCUAAAUAGAUUAGCUGUUGUUAGCCACUUUGAUUUAGCUAGGCUUCUGCGGUUAAAAUGUGUUUGUCUAUAGGUGCGUAUUAAAUUAAUUUCUGUUAUUUGAACUGUCUAUAGCUGCUAGCUUAUUGAGACAACAGAUUUCGCUAUCUUAGCUAGGUACACUCUUGGAUGUUCAACGUGUCAGGAAGUGACCCCACAGCUCCAUGUCUGCUGAGGCUUCAGUUGGCAGUCAUGCUGCCAACUCUGCCCAGUCUGCCGUUCUUCACCUUGCCUGCCACAGCACAGAUGAGCAUAGAAGUCCGGGUCUGUUAGGGAGCAAGUAUGUCAAGUUAAAUGUUGGCAGUUCAUUGCAUUAUACAACCGUCCAGACAUUAAGCAAGGAAGACAGUCUGCUGCGACGCAUAUGUAAUGGAGAGACAGAUGCUACCAUAGACUCUGAAGGUUGGGUGGUUUUGGAUAGGUGUGGCCGUCACUUCGGACUGGUUUUGAACUUCCUUCGAGAUGGCUCGGUACCACUUCCAGAAGACCGCAGAGAACUAGAUGAGGUCCUAAAGGAGGCUCAGUACUAUCAAGUACAGGGACUUGUGCAGCACUGCCUUAGUGCUAUGCAGAAACAAAAAGAUGUCUUUGAAAGUGUGUGCCGCAUCCCUAUGAUCACUUCAGCCAAAGAAGAGCAGAAGAUGAUUGCAACAUGUAGAAAGCCAGUAGUUAAGCUGCAGAACAAUAGAGGAAACAACAAAUACUCCUAUACAAGCAACUCUGAUGAUAACUUGCUGAAGAACAUCGAGCUGUUUGACAAACUUGUUCUGCGAUUUAAUGGCCGCGUCCUCUUUGUCAAAGACGUGCUUGGGGAUGAGAUCUGCUGUUGGUCUUUCUAUGGCGAAGGCCGCAAGAUUGCUGAAGUAUGCUGCACAUCCAUCGUCUAUGCGACAGAGAAGAAGCAGACCAAAGUUGAGUUUCCCGAGGCGCGGAUAUUUGAAGAAACACUCAAUAUUCUGAUCUAUGAAAAUAACAGAGGAUGCGGACCUGGAGGCUUACAUCUUCUAGAUUCAAGAGGCUCAGGUUCAUCACUGGGAGCUGGGCAAUCAGAGGAGGAGGGUGCAGCGGGAGGAGACAGACGAGUAAGACGGAUCCACGUAAGGAGGCACAUAAUGCACGAUGAAAGAGGACAUGGUCAGCAAACUGUCUAUAAGGACUAAUUAUGUGUCUUAAAAAUAAUUAGUAACAAUGAUAAUGAGGCCUGGGAGUUUUUUGUUUGUUUUUUGGAAUGCUUGUAGAAUGGAAGAGAUGUCCUUGAUUGCAGCAAUAGCUUGGUAUUUACUUAUUGAUCACUGGUUUGUAAUUAAGGUUGAAGUUUGAAUAUGUUUACAAAACAAUUUGUGUACAUUCUUUAAAUAGGAAAUAUGUCAAAUUAACUGUGACUGAAGGUGUCAGAAAUAUUUCACAUUAAUGAACCUCCUGAAAGUUACUGAAUGGGACUGAAAACGUAACUCCAACCCUGUAGAUGAAUUGUUUUUGUUUAGUUUUUUUCUACAUCAGAUCAUCUUAUAAGGGUGUUAAUGGUGAACACUGGUAUCCUCCUUUGUGUUUAACUUGUGAGAAACAUGGUCAGUUAUUCUUUUAGGUUUUCUAACAUCUGAUUCUUUUUCUUUUGGAGCAAUAAGACUUCUGCAGAGUUGGGUACAGAGGUGUUUUUUAAGGUUGAGCCAUGACAUGUUAACACUGGAAUUAAACUGAAUAGCCAUUUUUGUGAGGUUGUCUAUAAAUGAAAUUGUUGAGCAGCUCAAUGUUCUUUAUUUAAAUUAUUACAUCUGUUGCUUCAAGAUGUUUUUUGUUUGUUUGUUUUGUUUUUUUUUUUAUUUAUAAACCUAAUUUAUUGUUUGGUAUUUAACUUUUGUAUUGAAUCCAGUUUUGUGUUAACUCUAGCUCAAGUGAGUUUUAAUUCUGGUACAACAGGGUGCACUCUACAGCACAGAAGAUUUUGAAUUUACUUCUGUAGAUAAAUAAAUCAUUAACGUACUUAUGUUGAAUAUUUCAAGAGGAACUGUGACCAUUUCUUUGAUGUAUGUUAUUCUGAGCCAUGAUCUUUCACUUUUGCAUCGUCUUAAACCAAAUCAGAUUUUUUUCUCAAAAGAAUUGGCCAUACAGUCAGUGUAAAGGUGGUGUAGACUGGAAAGUAUUUUAUUUGCCUCAGGGAGAGGAUUAAGUUAUUUUCUAUCUAAAUUUCACUGGUGACGUAUAAAUCUAAGCACUCUUUAGUGAGAGGGGAAAAAAUUAAUAGGAGCAAUAUGUUGUUCAAACCCCUAACAAUGGAGUAUCUUGAAAUAUGCACUAAUAUGACUUCCGUCCAGUGGUAUUGGAAAUGUUUUAAAUAAAUUGCUCAUGAAAUCA